AUGACAGCAAGACUUCUAAGAACACCCCUGGCUUUGCUCUUCCUUGGCCUCUUUGGGAUCCUGAAGGCGAUAAAAAUAUCGUGCAGAAAUGAGGAAGGUGAAGCUGUGGAUUGGUUUACAUUUUAUAAGUUGCCUAAAAGGCAAGACAAGGAAAGUACAGAGACUGGGGUAGAGUACCUAUACCUAGACUCUGCAACCAGAAGCUGGAGAAGGAGUAAGCAACUAAUGAACACCACCAAGAGUGUUUUGGGAAGGACAUUACAACAGCUAUAUGAAGCAUAUGCUUCCGAGGAUAACAACACAGCCUAUCUAAUAUACAAUGAUGGAGUCCCUAAAUCCAUGAAUUACAGCAGAAAGUAUGGACACACCAAAGGUUUACUUCUGUGGAACAGAGUCCAGGGGUUCUGGUUGAUUCAUUCCAUUCCCCAUUUUCCUCCAAUUCCUGAAGAAGGCUAUGAUUAUCCACCCACAGGGAGACGAAAUGGACAAACUGGCAUCUGCAUAACUUUCAAAUACAACCAGUAUGAAGCAAUAGAUUCUCAGCUCUUGGUCUGCAACCCAAAUGUUUAUAGCUGUUCCAUCCCAGUAACCUUUCACCAGGAGCUCAUUCACAUGCCCCAGCUGUGUGCCAGAUCCAGCUCAUCAGAGAUCCCUGGCCGGCAUCUCACCACACUUCAGUCAGCCCAGGGACAAAAGUUCCUCCAUUUUGCAAAGUCUGAUUCUUUUCUUGACGACAUCUUUGCAGCCUGGAUGGCUCAACGGUUGAAGACGCACUUGCUAACAGAAACCUGGCAGCGAAAGAGACAAGAGCUUCCUUCAAACUGCUCCCUUCCUUACCAUGUCUACAAUGUCAAAGCAAUUAAGUUAUCUAGACAAUCUUAUUUCAGCUCUUAUCAAGAUCAUGCCAAAUGGUGUAUUUCCCAAAAGGGCACCAAAAAUCGCUGGACAUGUAUUGGAGACCUAAAUCGGAGCCCACACCAAGCCUUCAGAAGUGGAGGAUUCAUUUGUACCCAGAAUCAGCAUAUUUACCAAGCAUUCCAAGGAUUAGUUUUAUAUUAUGAGAACUGUAACUAA
Mesoplodon densirostris (Blainville's beaked whale) is the source of this 1074-nucleotide messenger RNA. It is a transcript of the gene DNASE2B, whose product is annotated as deoxyribonuclease 2 beta. The record is from RefSeq and is a predicted model, not a curated record. Lineage: Eukaryota; Metazoa; Chordata; Mammalia; Artiodactyla; Ziphiidae. Bases 1 to 1074 code for a protein of 357 amino acids. Gene Ontology annotation, biological process: apoptotic DNA fragmentation. Gene Ontology annotation, molecular function: deoxyribonuclease II activity. The transcript has 6 exons.